Mytilus californianus (California mussel) is the source of this 2968-nucleotide messenger RNA. Its product is annotated as cardioacceleratory peptide receptor-like. The record is from RefSeq and is a predicted model, not a curated record. Gene Ontology annotation, biological process: G protein-coupled receptor signaling pathway. Gene Ontology annotation, cellular component: membrane. Gene Ontology annotation, molecular function: vasopressin receptor activity. The transcript has 7 exons. Bases 591 to 1676 code for a protein of 361 amino acids. Lineage: Eukaryota; Metazoa; Mollusca; Bivalvia; Mytilida; Mytilidae.
UUAGUGAAACGAUGUAUUGCUUCGUGAUUAAUUAGAAUCAACAUGUGUUAUGAUUUCUUUUUAUAAAAAUCUUACAGAACCAAUCGUGAGAUUCCAGAGGCGUACAAUGACUAGCUGAUUGACAUCUGCUGAGGAGAAAUACAAUUUUACAUCUAAUUUUCUGUUUUAAGGACACUGUCACUGUAUCAAUCCACGCGAGUAGUCAUUCCUGUCGAUAUUAUGAACUGACUACGGAUGACUACUGUUAGAUAAUUUUAUAGUUUAUAAUAUUGAGUACAAACACUUUUACGAAUUGAAAUUUAUAGUAUAGAUAACGCUGUGAUUUCAUUCAGUUAAAUAAAAUCAAAUAGAAAAAAAAACUGGUUUAACUUCGCGUUCGCCCCAAGAACAUCCAGGUUAACAAACAUAUUGACAAAUCGUACAGAGAAAAAAUCUUUAAGAAUUGUCAGUGUUUUUGGAUAUAACAGAUAUUAAAUAGUAUUGUUUCUGAUGUUACUUAUAUAACAGAUGGUAUUUUUUACGGACUAAGAUUUUAUUGUCAUCUUUGAAGGAAAAAAAUAGUGAUUAUUUUAGGACAAAGGAAGAAAGACAUGGAAAAUACAACAACUUUGCUUGCUCCUAAGCAGACUUCAGUUUGGGAUAAUACUUCCACGAACUCUAGUACAAUCUUCUUUUACCAGACGGAACAAGUAUCAUUUCUCAUCGUACUGUUCAUUCUAAUUGUCACCGGAAAUUGUAUCGUGCUAACUGUCCUCUUCCUGUCUGGUAAAAUCAGGUCGCGGAUGAAUUUGUUUAUGGCGAAUUUGGCCUGUGCAGAUCUUAUGGUAGGGAUAUUCCUGGUACUUACGGAUGUAAUUUCGAAGAUAACUAUCACGUGGGAGACCCCUGAUCCCGGAUGUAAGAUUGUCAAGUUUCUACAAGCUAUGUCAACAUACGCAUCAGCAUUCUCACUUGUUGCAUUGAGUAUAGAUCGACUCAGUGUGGUUAUCCGUCCACUUAAUAGAGCUGGGAAUGGUAAAAGCUGGACGUUGAUAGCCUUAGCUUGGAUAUUUGCUGCGUUGUUUGCAUUUCCAAUGUUAUUAUUGUUUUUCGUCAAAGAAGAACAAAAUAUGAAAUUUUGUAAAAUAGAAUUUUCCAAACAGUGGAUGUGGCAGGUUUACUUAUCUUUGAAUGCUGCUGCUGUUUUCAUAAUACCAGCUGUCAUCAUUGCCUUCUGUUAUAUUGUCAUAGUAACUGUUUUAUGGAGAAAGGCUAACUUUGCAAUGGGAAAUGACACCUACAGUAACGGCUGUUCUCCACAACACAUAAUCAACAAAGACGGACAGACUGUGCCGCAACAGAAGGAAAAGAAAGUCAGAUGGAAUAGUAGUUCUAGAGGGGUAAUCCCUAAGGCUAAAAUCAAAACAAUCAAAAUGACCUUCGUUAUUGUAUUAGCUUUCAUUUUCUGUUGGAGUCCUUAUUUCGUGUUUGACCUAUUAUUUGUGUACCAACAAAUCCCAGAUCCAACUUCACAACACAUUACUGCUAUAAAUACUUUUAUACAAAGUUUAGCACCCCUCAACAGUGCUGCCAACCCGUUUAUUUUCCUGCUCUUCAAUUUUAACACCGUCAAAUCUGCAUGUGGAAGACAUACUCGCCAUAUGUACUCACCACCAACUACACAGUCGCAUUUGUAAUUACAAUUAGUCUGAUAUCUCAGAAGACUCCGAAGACAUAGUUGCCAUCUGUACUCGCCACCAACUACAUAAUAGCAUUUGUAAUUACAAUUGGUCUCAUGACUCUGAAAACCACGCGGAAACAGUCGCCAUCUUUACUCACUACCAAUUUCACUAGCGCAUUUGUAAUUACAAUUAGUCUGAAAACUCAGAAUACACCGAAGAAAUACUCGACGUCUUUACUCGCCACCAACUGCUACACAAUCGCAAGAAAAUGCUUGUAUAGGUAUUGAGUUUCUUUUGUCACUCGGAUUAUAUAGUGUGUUGUUAAGAGUGCGCUACCAGAAAAAACUAGGUAAUGAAAGCUGACACUUAUAUGUAUCUCUAUAAGAAAAUGAAUACUAUGUUUUUUCCAUUUUCGAAAACUGCGAUGUUCUCAUUUGGACAGAACCGAGUUCCGGUAACUGUUAUGUACUGAAAAGAAUAGAGAAGGAAACAGCCAAAAAAAGAGUGCCAUGAUAAUUUGUUAUCGAUAAUUGUAAAUAAAUGAACAAUCUUGAUUUUUAGACUUUUUACAUGAAUACGUAUCACUUUUGCUGCAAUCGAAGGGUAGUCUUUAAUUUCAUCUUGAUGCUUCUUCAUAAAUUGUCAAACUGUAAAUAUCACGUGACAUUUAUAUUUAACAUGGCCCACACCGUGUCAAAUACGACAGAUUGUUUUUGGAUGUUGGUUUAUCAAAAGGGUUUAAUCAUCGAAAUAAAACUCGUUAAUAUAGAAAGAUUGUAAAAUUCACGUUGUGUAUAUCUUAUCAUAUAUUUAUAUUUUAAUGACAUUGUUAAUGAGUUUAGAAAGGUAUUCAAUAAAUGUUUCAGAAUCAAACAAAGCGUAUUUCUAAGGCCACGCCAAAUUGAUGCUUAGUAUUUCGGAUUCGCUCGCUCCAUCAUUUUGGGAAUCUAAAAAAUGUUCAGUUUUCAAUUUGGAGUAGCCUUCGCAGGUUUUUGAUAUACUGUAUUAUGAUUCUGCUUUUGAAUAUAAUUUGGCUAAGUUUGUUAUUUUUAAACAACACUAAGUUUGAUAAGUUUACACAAUACUCAGUUUGUUAAGUUUAAACAACAAUAGUAAGUCUGUUAUGUUUAAACAACGCUAAGUUUGUUAAGUUUAAAUAACACUAAAUUUGUGUUGUUUAAACAUCACUCAGAUUGUUAUGUUUAAACAACACUAAGAUUGUUAUGUUUAAACAACACUAUGUACUGUUAUGUUUAAACAACACUAUGUAUUGUUAUGUUUUGAAUAUACUUUGUUCAAAAUUCUUA